Kwoniella botswanensis is the source of this 2343-nucleotide messenger RNA. RefSeq lists its product as uncharacterized. The transcript is spliced from 5 exons. Gene Ontology annotation, molecular function: metal ion binding. The record is from RefSeq and is a predicted model, not a curated record. Lineage: Eukaryota; Fungi; Basidiomycota; Tremellomycetes; Tremellales; Cryptococcaceae. Bases 1 to 2343 code for a protein of 780 amino acids.
AUGGCCACGAUCACUUCUACAUACUCUUCUCCCACUCCGCCAGCUCAUGGUCAUCGACAAAGAGAUCCGAGCGUCCACAGUCUUGUAGAUCAUUCACACUCAAGAAAUCGAUAUAAAGCUCAAAGGGCAAGGUCUCGACAAACAUUGUCAUCUGCAUUCAACGACGAAGGCAGUGACGUCGAUGUCACCCUUGAUGGAUCCUCGAUAACUCCCAACAAAGGUGAACAACACAUGGCUGUGGACUAUGCCACUGUAAACUGCACUGAGCGACCAGAGAACGAUUCUAUGGCUGACUUCGGUACCACCACUACUUACAAAGGUAUAUGUCCAUCAUACCAAGACCCACCCGAUCAUCUCCUUCAAUCGGCUCGACCUCGUCUGGUGGGUUCUGGAGUCGGUGCUGUCAACAGACACCUCAAUGGGAGUACACCUGGUCGAGCUUCAAAGAAUGUCAAUGUCUCUUCGUUUACUGCAAGAGCGUCCGCUCCUCCAAGAGCCAUCAAUCAUACCAAGGGUCUCGUUCCUCCUGCUGUUGACACCCCUCCUGGAGAUCUCAAUCGAAGUCCUCCAGUCGAGACCGGGAACAUGUUGGAACACUUGCCCGACGCAAGAGAUCGAUCAAUGGUCCUUUCGAACUUAAGAGGAGGUGUCCCUACUUUCACUCCUGGAGCCUAUCAUCACCCUACAGCUUACCUUCACUCCGCUUCUUCACUAAUGGUCCCGUCUGCUCCGUUCCUGUCCAUCACACCAAAAUCACAUCUCCUUCCGGAUCUUACUCGCUUUGCGAGUGCCGAAUACAUCGCCUCUUUGAUCGCUGCAUCACCAGCAGCGACCACACCUGCUGGAAAUCCCAUCACACGACCAUUCUCCCUUGCUCCACUGCCCUAUACCGACGAGGAUAUUCCAAUUCCUCAACCGUAUAACACCGAAUACCCUCAUCCGAUUACUGCUUAUGCGUCUCCUCGAGUCAACCCCGAAACUGUCAAAAGAAGCGGGUACGGUCAACUUCUCAAAACCCUUGUCGAGCAAGAUUUACCUCUUACCCUCGGAUCAAGACUCUACGAUGCUGGAUUCAGAGAUCUUGACUCCAGUGUCUAUCUUCUCUUCUCAUUUGAAGGUUCUCAAGGUAAUGGUAUUCCCGAAUCGCUCUGGUCAAAGCUCGAAAAUGUCACUUCAUCAAGAUUACCAGUCGGAUCGAAUGGUGUAUCCCCUUUUGCUCGAUCUACUACUGCCACAUCCAAUGCAGUAGAAAUGCCACCUAGGUUCGCUCAACUGAGCAAUCAAGCUGCCAUCGAGUUUGGAAUGCUCACUCCCCCUGGAUCGACCGAAGAAGUUGAUUAUUUCACUAAGCCCAUCAACAAUCGACUUCCCGAUUACGAUCCUACCCCAAGACCUUCUCCAGAUUAUCACUCCAUCAAACACGCUUCUUCGAUGGCAAACAUGCGAGUCAUUGAUCAUUGCUGGGACCAAAGAGGUUCAGGUCAUCGAGAUCAAUGCCCACCACCUUCAUCUGGUUACCAACCUCGAACGGACAAUUCUGCCACAUCCGAAACAACUGCCACUGGGAUCUCGCCAUUCUACAAAACCGAACUCUGUGCUAUCUGGCAACAAACGGGAAAAUGCAAGUAUGGAGGGCAAUGUCAAUACGCUCAUGGUGUUGAAGAACUUCGACUGCCUCGACAUCUACAGAACGCUGCUCGUAUCUCUCCACCAGCCAAAGAAGGGAUGAUGACUCAUCCUCCAUACAGUCACGAAGCCAAUAAAGGUAUGGUCUACCCUUCACCUACCCGAUCUAUCUCCCUUCGACCCCAUGCGAGAGGUACAGCUUCGGGAUUCUCACAAACCCAAAUGCAAGCUAGAUCCGAACCUCGAAGAUCUUCUUGUCCACCUCAACAGCUUGCAGCCCUCGCUGAAGGAGUCGAAGAUGAUCAUUCACUUCCCCUUCCCGCAAGACAUCAAUCUCUCGCUGUUCCAGCUCCAAUCGGUGCAGAAAGGCCCAUUCCUACUUCGACUACAAGCAAUAACACUCCAAGUACGCGAAGUUCCAUUUCAAGCGCAGAGAAAUGGGAAGAUAUGCCCCCUUUUACUUUGGCCGAAUCAAGUUUCGCUUCUACUCAGCUCAGGAGUGAAUCUAGUAGGAUGAGUCUCAGCCUAUCGACUUCUUCAAGUUCAGGAUACAGCCUGUUUACGGAUUAUGGCGAGAAAUCAACUACGUACAGUCCUAUCGAAGGUGAUAUUACUAUUUCCGAUCAUGAUAGAUUCAAAUAUGGAUAUUCGAGUCAGCCUUUUGGUGGGAUGAAAGAAAUCGAGGCAAGUAACAAUGGACACUCUCUUUGGAAAUAG